AUGUCAUCCUCAACAGCAACGUCAUCAUCACCUUCAACAUCAGCUGAAAGUAUAUCUACUGAACCAGUGAUAACUGUAACCACACCAGAAACCACGUCAUCCUCGACAGCUACAUCAUCACCACCUUCAACAUCAGAAGAAACUACAUCAACAGAACCAUCUACAACUGUAACCACAUACGAAACCAUGUCAUCCUCAGCAGCAAUGUCAUCAUCACCUUCAACAUCAGCUGAAAGUAUAUAUACUGAACCAGCGUCAACUGUAACCACAUCAGAAACCAUGUCAUCCUCGACAGCUGCAUCAGUCGAAAGUACAUCAACAGAACCAUCUACAACUGUAACCACAUAUGAAACCACGUCAUCCUCAACAGCGACAUCAUCGUCACCUUCAACAUCAGCUGAAAGCAUAUCUACUGAACCAUCGACAACUGUAACAACAUCUGAACCCACAUCAUCAUCGACAGCUACAUCAUCACCACCUUCAACAUCAGAAGAAACUACAUCAACAGAACCAUCUUCACCUGUAACCACAUACGAAACCAUGUCAUCCUCAACAGCGAUUUCAUCAUCAUCACCUUCGACAUCAGCUGAAAGUAUAUCUACAUUACCAUCAACAACUGUGACAACAUCUGAAACCAUGUCAUCCUCGACAGCUACAUCAUCACCACCUUCAACAUCAGAAGAAACUACAUCAACAGAACCAUCUACAACUGUAACCACAUACGAAACCAUGUCAUCCUCAACAGCAUCAACAGCGACAUCAUCAUCACCAGCAACAUCAGCUGAAAGUCAAUCUACUGAACCAUCGACAACUGUAACCACAUCUGAAACCACGUCAUCCUCGACAGAAAUUGAAACUCAUAAAACAGCCCGCUGA
This is a messenger RNA of Stegostoma tigrinum, 876 nucleotides long. RefSeq lists its product as uncharacterized. The coding region runs from base 1 to 876 and encodes 291 amino acids. The record is from RefSeq and is a predicted model, not a curated record. Lineage: Eukaryota; Metazoa; Chordata; Chondrichthyes; Orectolobiformes; Stegostomatidae. The transcript has 11 exons.